Messenger RNA from Myxocyprinus asiaticus (Chinese sucker), 3324 nucleotides. Its product is annotated as protein Wnt-16-like. The transcript is spliced from 4 exons. Bases 406 to 1347 code for a protein of 313 amino acids. The record is from RefSeq and is a predicted model, not a curated record. Gene Ontology annotation, molecular function: cytokine activity; frizzled binding. Lineage: Eukaryota; Metazoa; Chordata; Actinopteri; Cypriniformes; Catostomidae. Gene Ontology annotation, cellular component: extracellular region. Gene Ontology annotation, biological process: canonical Wnt signaling pathway; cell fate commitment; multicellular organism development.
UUGUGAGUAGUUGAACGUUGUUGUAAACACCAAGACAAAAUGUUCUAAGACCGACUUAAUGGAUACAAACAAAGGAGGUUUAUGAAGUUAAAAGCGUCGCUUGUGGAUUAUAUAAAAUAGAUGUUAGAAUGUAGUGAACGGGUAUGAAUCGUCUUUGUCCGAACGUCCAGUUCAGGAUUCACACGGUUAUGUGUAGAAGCUCUGUUAAAUGAAGUGGACAUGGAUCACACCGGUUCUGGAAUACAUGUAAUUCACCACUUAUUCCUUAUAUGGCUCUCAAUUUGCCCUCUGUGCUCUCAGGGAAGUUGGAUGCCGACAGGAGAAGAGAACCGCUUCUGAUCUUUGUGUCACCCUGCUCCGCAUCACAGGUGGUUGGGCAUCACAUCUGUAGGAGUGCCCGAGAAGAUGGGGUGCGCGCAUUUGCCCCUAUCUCUCAAGCAAAAGGAGCUGUGCGCGCGCAAACCGCACCUUCUGCCGAGCGUUAAAGAGGGCGCGCGCCUGGGCAUCACCGAGUGCCAAACGCAGUUCAAGCACGAGCGCUGGAACUGCUCGACCCGACGGGACCCGUCCGUGUUCGGCUACGAGCUCACCAGUGGGACGAAGGAGACAGCGUUUAUCUACGCAGUAAUGGCCGCUGGACUGGUUCACGCAGUCACUCGCUCUUGCAGUGCGGGAAAUAUGACGGAGUGUUCAUGUGAUACCAGCCUGUCGGGCAGCGGUUCACUCACAGAGGGCUGGCACUGGGGCGGCUGCUCUGAUGACAUCGCCUAUGGGACUUGGUUCAGUCGACGCUUCAUCGACAAUUCUGUGAAGAACAUAUCAGCCCGUAGGGAGGACGCACUGCUCACUAUGAACCAGCAUAACAGUGAGGCUGGGAGACAGGCAGUGGCAAAGACCAUGUUGACUGACUGCCGUUGCCAUGGCGUAUCAGGUUCGUGUGCGGUAAAGACGUGUUGGCGCACAAUGGCUGCAUUUGAGCUUGUGGGCGCCUACCUGAAGGAGCGCUACGAGACCAGCGCUCAGGUAGUAGACUGUACCAAACAUAAGCUGCGACGUAAGGACAAAGACCAGCGCAACAUGCCUAUCACCAAAGAGGAGCUAAUCUUUAUUAACAAAUCACCCAAUUACUGUUUGGAGGACCGCCGUUUGGGUGUGACCGGGACCCGGGGUCGCAGGUGUAACCGAACUUCAACCGGGUCAGAUGGCUGUAACCUGCUGUGCUGUGGGAGGGGCUACAACACACACGUGGUUCGACACUUAGAACGCUGCGAGUGUAAGUUCGUGUGGUGCUGUUAUGUUCAGUGUCGACGCUGUGAGACAAUGAAUGACAUGCACACCUGCAAGUAAAGUAACUAUUAGGGGAGAGCAAUGAUGAGCUCUCAUGAGACAUAAGAAAGACCUUGAGAGAGAAAGUACAGCUGGGGUGGAUCGUCUUUACACCGUCAAGCAAGCUCCUUAGAACCUAGAAAAACAAGCAUGUUAACAAAAUAUCCAUGCCAACUGAUGAUCCACAGCGAAAACUGUUGAGAAACGGCAUAAACCCUCAAACUCCACAUUUGUAACUCUUCCCAUGGGCUUCAAAUGGGAAUCAAGCCAUAUAUAUCUAGACACAUAGCCAUGUACAGCAUAUACUGUAAUAAUGACUAUGGAAUAUAACUGGAACCUAAAGGGAACUGAAAUACUGCUUCAAAAGGAACUGCAAAGUGUAAAUAUUAGGCCUAAAUGUUCUGUCUGUAUUGAGAGUUAAGGAAGCAUCCCUUUUUGACAAUCAACUGCUAAGUCUCUAAGGCAUUUAACGGCAUUGGUUGUAACACCUUGGCUCCUUCAGUUGAGGAAUAAUUAAUGCGAUUGUUAUGAAGCAAUGUAGAUAAUAUGCCAAGAUAUUUUUUAUAUAAUGUUUUAUAUUGUAGGUUCCAAAUGAGAAUCCCUUGAAUAAAUAAACACAAAUAAUUCCAACACAAGUUGCAUUCCCAAAGAUGCAGUUAAAAGAAUCCCAGGUUCAAUACAAGUUAAGCUUAAUCGACAGCAUUUGUUCCAUAAUUUUGAUUACCACAAAAAAUUAAUUUAAAUUGUCCAAAAAAGCAAAAUCUGGGUUACAGUGAGGCACUUACAAUAAAAGUGAAUGGGGCAAAUCCAUAAACGUCAAAAUACUCACUGUUUCAAAAGUAUAUCCACAAGACGUAAACAAUAUGCAUGUAAACAUAAUUUUGGUGUAAUAAAAUUGCUUACUAACCUUUUCUAUAUAAAGUUAUAAACAGUUUUGCAACUUUGUUGCCAUGACAACACAUCAUAAACCCUGUAAUCCAGCAAAAACAACGAUUUAAACAACUAUACAGCUCAAAUAAUACAUGAGUUUUAACAGAAGAAUUAAUGUAAGUCCUUUUAUAAAAUUUUAAACUUCACAUUUCUGCCUUUAACCCCCCCAACCCCCCACCCCCGAAACUGGGUGAAUGGAAAUGCUUGAUAUGCAAAUAAACGUUCUAAAUUCGCUUAAAAUUUAAUGCGCUAAGACAAGGUGGAUUUUCUAGAGUUUCGGAUUAGUUAAAAUGUGCAUUAUGGUGAUGGAAACGGUUUAUUCACAAAACGAUGACGUGUUUUGACCAUUCUUGCAGCCCACCGAAAGGUCCAACCUUGGCACACAAUUCUUUGAACAUAGAGCUUGUCCUUCGGAAAUGUUUAACCCACAGCUGGUAAAUAAAAUGGGUCUUCACAAUCCACCAGAACAGUUUUGAGAGCAGGAGCUCCUAGGUAUGUGGAGACUGGCGAUGUGUGGGCAUCGCAGCUAUUUCAGCCCACAUUAUAUCAGAUAUUACACUUGUUCUGCGGUGUCUCGUAGAUGCAUUUAAUUAAAUUAGAUACUUGUUCCAAUCUUGUAAAUAAAACUGUCCCCAAAGCAGGGAGAGGCCAUUCAACUGCUCCAUCAUGACGAGGCGGCUCCCUCAUGAUAAUGCGCAGUACAUAGUGGAUGGAAACAUGCAACAAUUCGUAUUUUCUUAAGUUGAAUUUUUAGAAAUGCGCUUAAAAAUGCUAAAUGUUUUGGAUGGAAACCCAGCAACUGUAACCUCGAUUUUUUUAAUUUUAAUUUUUUAAAAGGAGGGACGAGUCUAAAGGGUGUUUUCUAUUAUUGUAGCUUUGUAGUUUUUCCAUUUAAAUGUACAUAUUAAAUCCUGAAUAAUGGACCUUGGCUUUAGACUAAUAUUACACAUAUUUUGAGCUCAAAUAAAACUUAAAUAAAGGUAAAUAGAGAUUUUCAAGCUUUUAAAAGUCCUUGUUCCUUUGUUUGUGACUGAUGAUGUUUGAGCAUUUUUUUUUUACAUCCAAAAA